Messenger RNA from Rangifer tarandus platyrhynchus (Svalbard reindeer), 540 nucleotides. The record is from the annotation of a GenBank genome assembly. NCBI's taxonomy places the organism in Eukaryota, Metazoa, Chordata, Mammalia, Artiodactyla, Cervidae.
AUGGAGGCGUCACACAGAGCCGACACCUUUCUGCUGUCUCUCCGGUGGACUGUGAGCCCCGAGUGCGGACAGCAGGGGCACGUCUCCCACCUCGGGCACCCCCACACAGGGCCCAGGGCCCGGCCCCUGCAGGCGCGUGGGUCAGGGGGCCAGCACCCUACACCCGUGGAAAGCAAGAGUUCUAAAAUGCACCCUGAAGACACCCCUGAGUCCCCACACCCUUGCUAUGUGCAGGCCAGCACAGCCCUGCAGGCCAGCUCCCCCAAGGCCGGCGUGACCCCAACGCAGCUCCUGCCCUGGUCCGCGUGCGCACAGAUGCGUCCUUGCUGCUGCAGCCUGGCGCUGCGGUUUCGUCUGAUGUCAGCCACGUCACCCGGCAACAUCUGGGACAGCUCCCUGACCACCCCGCUCCUCGGGAGGGAGGACCAGACAGCUGCCGCGCGGCCCACGCGGAGGUCGGUGCAGAGGAACUACGGGGUCCGCGCCCGGGAUCCCCCCGCCGCCGCCAGCGCCAUCAGCGCCGUCGCCUCCGACGCCUAG